Molecule: messenger RNA, 1669 nt
Organism: Amphimedon queenslandica
Lineage: Eukaryota; Metazoa; Porifera; Demospongiae; Haplosclerida; Niphatidae
Product: transcriptional repressor tup12-like
Exons: 13
Coding region: 80-1288 (402 amino acids)
Molecular function (GO): protein binding
Source: RefSeq, a predicted model, not a curated record
CUCUCUAUUUCUUGAUUCUCCCCUCACUAUAGCAAAAAAGAUACCCAUUCUAUUGUUCACUGGUAACUUAGAGGGCGAGAUGACAAAGUGGGAGAGACUCCAGCUGAAUCCAUUUAUGUACAGUAAGGAGACGCUACUCUAUAAAGAUUAUCUGAAACAUUUUCUGGAGACUGACUCUGGUGGAAGAAACUUCUCUUUUUUCCUGUACAAAUCAGAUAAAGUCGGAGGGCAAGACGACUUGUCAGAAACAGAAAGUGAAAAGGCAAAAGUUGAACUCAUGAAGAACGAUUAUCGUGGUUUUGUCAAGUCAAUAUUCCUGGAAUCAUUAGAUUUCCUAGUCUCCUCUGCCAGGGAUGGAAAAAUAUUUGUCUGGGGGUUUGAUAAAAAAGCUGCUGCUGUUUUACGCUCAAUGGAUCAACAGUCAUCUCUCUCAAGCAUGAACUCUGAUAGAGGACCCACUGAAGAGGAAUUGGUGACAUACGAUAGAGUUGCUGGUUUCAUAUGUGAAAAUAUCUUGAAUGGACACAAUGGGCCGGUCCAAGCACUGGUAGCUGUUGAGAACUCCAGCAGCACUAAACAUAUCUGUCUGAUAUCUGCCGGUUGGGAUUUAUCCUUAUGCAUAUGGCUACUCCAGGAAGGAAAACUUGCCGUUCAAAUAAAGGACUGUAUACCAGAGACAGAUAGAGAUCACUAUGAUCUCAUCAUUACUGAUAUUGCUUUCAAUACUAUCAAUGACACAUUUGCAUUCUCUGCUUCCAAUGGAAAUGCUUAUUUGUGGAGUUUCUCACUUAAGAGAACUGAAGUGAAGUUAUUGGCUACUCUACGCAACCACACAGACGAGGUGACACAGGUGUGUUGGAACCCUUGCAAUCAGAAGUGGGUCACUGGAUCUGAUGAUAGUACCAUAUGUAUAUGGUCCUCUGAUGGAUCACAAUGUGAGAAUACACUAGCAACACGAGGCCCAGUCUCCGUGGUAUGUAUUGACACUGAAUAUAAUCUACUGAUUGUGGGAGUCAAGGAAUUAAUAAAAGUGUACAACGAGAAACUGGAUGUGGUGCAAGUCUAUCACGGGCACACUGCAGUGAUCCAGAGUAUAAUAGUAGUCCCUGAACUGUCUCAGUACAUAUCGGCCAGUCAGGAUAACACUAUGCGUAUUUGGAACUCAUUCAAGCCAAAGGAAGUCUCAAAGAAACUAAGACGCGAGAGCAGUGACCUCAGUUCUACUGCUACUGAUCAGCUAGCAUACGACACUGAUGAUGAUGAUGACGAUGAGCCUUCUUCUCAUUAACACAGUCUAAUAAGUACUCUCCCUCCCCGCCUUUAGACUGCCUUGUGGUUAAUCUCAAGAGUUCAAGACCUUCACGGUUUAUUUAAUUUCUAUUAUUUGUAUUUGUAUUUCCACCACACAGUAGCCGACAGUUAUAAAUGAUUUUUUUUGCACAGCAUCACUUAUUUUAUUUUAAUUCUCUCUCUCACUUGAGCAACAACAGAUCACUAUAGUAAUAUCUCUAUUUUAACUCCAUUAAUUUUAUUUGGCAUUAUACAUUAAUUUCUUUGUUAUUGUUAACAAUUAAGUCAUGUGUUCAUGUAACUUUAUUAAUAUUUCUUGUUAGAUUAUUUAUUUUAUUAGAAGAUAAAAUUAAGGUUUCUCUAAUUAUGUUGAUCAUGU